AUGAAGCUCCAAUUCCUCGUCUCUUCCCUCAUCAGCCCUCUGGCUGCGGCGUUGACCAUUGCUGAGAUCAAUGGCAACAGCUAUCUCUCUUCCUACGCUGGCAAGAAUGUCACUGGUGUAGAGGGCCUUGUCACGGCUGUUGGCAGCUCUGGCUUUUUCCUGCGAUCAACAAAGCCUGACCGUAGCUCUGCUACUUCUGAGGGACUGUACAUCUUUGGAAAAUCGGCUGUGAGCAGCGUCUCUGUGGGAGAUGUCAUCACCCUCGAUGGUCUCGUUGAGGAGUCCAACAAAGACUAUGUCUAUCUCACUGAGAUCUCUUCUCCCAGAAACAUUGUUGUUAAGUCCUCUGACAACAAAUUCAAGCCCAAGGUUAUUGGCAAGGACACCGGUAACCCUCCUGGCAAGCAAUUCUCCAAGCUUGAUGACGGCAAUGUUUUUGCUGUUCCCAACAACGAGUCUCUCAUCUCGGUGUCCAACCCCAAGCUACAGCCUAACACAUACGGUCUUGACUUUUGGGAGAGUCUUGUUGGUGAGCUUGUCACUGUCCCUAAGGCGUAUGCUCUCAGCCGACCCAACAACUUUGGCGAUUUCUGGGUCAGGGGCAACUGGAAGGUUUCUGGUCUGAACAAGCACGGUGGUCUUACCAUGGUCGGCAACGAUGCUAACCCCGAGGCCAUCAUCAUCGGCUCGCCUCUCGAUGGCACCAAGAACCCUGGUGACACUAAGCUCGGCGACUACGUUGGCGAUAUCACUGGCGUGGUCUCAUACGCCUUUGGCUUCUAUCGCAUUCUUCCUCUGACUGCUACCAAGGUCAGCAAGCCUUCCAACGCCGAGCACCCUGCCGUCAGCUUCACCAGCAAGGGCUCUUGCAAGGGCAUCACAGUUGCAGACUACAACACCGAGAACCUCAACCCUGCUUCUGCUCACUUGCCCCUUGUCAUCAAGCAGAUCGUUGAGAAGCUGCGAACUCCUGACCUGCUUUUCCUCCAGGAAGUUCAGGACAACAGCGGCGCUACCAAUGAUGGUGUCGUGUCCGCCAAUCAGACUCUCGCUGCCUUGGCCGACGGUAUUGAGGAGUCCAGCGGUGUUGUUUACGAAUGGGCUGAGGUGGAGCCUGACAACAACGAGGAUGGUGGUCAGCCCGGCGGUAACAUUCGCCAAGCUUAUCUCUACCGUCCUGAUAGAGUUGAGCUCGUCAAGCCUAAUCAAGGUGGACCUAACGACGUCAACGCCGUCGUCGAUGGUCCCUCGCUCAAGUACAACCCUGGACGAAUUGACCCUGCCAACCCUGCCUGGGAUGACAGCCGCAAGCCUCUCGUAGCUGAGUGGAAGCCUGUCAAGGGUACAAAGAAGUCUUUCUUUACUGUCAACGUCCACUUUGGUAGCAAGGGUGGCUCGACUUCCCUGCAUGGCGAUGCUCGCACUCCUGUGAACAAGGGUGUCGAGAAACGCACCAAGCAAUCCGAAAUUACAGCUAACUUUAUUGCAGAGAUCCUCAAGAAGGACAAAAAGGCCCACGUUAUUGCCGCUGGUGACUUUAACGAAUUUGCCGCUGUUACACCCCUUCAGACUUUCGUCCAGACAUCCGGUCUUGUUGAUGUUGAUGAGGCUGCCAAGAUCCCUGAGACAGAGCGAUACACAUAUCUCUUUGACAGCAACUGCCAGGCUCUGGAUCAUAUGUAUAUCAGCAAAGAGUUGCGCAGGAGCCUCAAGUAUGAGCAUCUGCAUAUCAACACCUGGCAGAAUACGGCUGGUGAGGUCAGCGAUCACGACCCUAGCGUUGCUAUGUUUGAUCUGUGUUAG
Molecule: messenger RNA, 1803 nt
Organism: Fusarium tjaetaba
Lineage: Eukaryota; Fungi; Ascomycota; Sordariomycetes; Hypocreales; Nectriaceae
Product: endonuclease exonuclease phosphatase family
Exons: 4
Coding region: 1-1803 (600 amino acids)
Molecular function (GO): catalytic activity
Source: RefSeq, a predicted model, not a curated record